CCCGCUUCCCAGCCUGGCCGGCUGCCGGGUCCCCAGCAGGCCGCGGUGUCUCCCCAGCCUCCCCUCCCACCCAAUUUCUGCGGGCUCGGGCCUACGGCUCGCUCCCGGAAGUGGCGGCUCCCAGCGGGGCCGGAAGUGGCAGUGGAGGGAGGGAAGAUGGCGGAGGUGGUGAGUCCGGUGCCCGGGGCGGGGCGGAGGGAGCCAGGGGAGGUGGGUAGAGCCCGAGGCCCCCCAGCAGCCGACUGUGGCGCCGCGCUGUGUCCCCAGGGGGAGAUCAUCGAGGGCUGCCGCCUGCCCGUGCUGCGGCGGAACCAGGACAACGAAGAUGAGUGGCCCCUGGCCGAGAUCCUGAGCGUGAAGGACAUCAGUGGCCGGAAGCUUUUCUACGUCCAUUACAUUGACUUCAACAAACGCCUGGAUGAAUGGGUGACCCACGAGCGGCUGGACCUGAAGAAGAUCCAGUUUCCCAAGAAAGAGGCCAAGACGCCCACCAAGAACGGACUUCCUGGGUCCCGUCCCGGCUCUCCGGAGAGAGAGGUGCCGGCCUCAGCGCAGGCCAGCGGGAAGACUUUGCCAAUCCCGGUCCAGAUCACUCUCCGCUUCAACCUGCCCAAGGAGCGGGAGGCCAUCCCCGGUGGCGAGCCCGACCAGCCGCUCUCCUCCAGCUCCUGCCUGCAGCCCAAUCACCGCUCAACGAAACGGAAGGUGGAGGUGGUUUCGCCAGCAACUCCAGUGCCCAGCGAGACAGCCCCGGCCUCCGUUUUUCCGCAGAAUGGCUCAGCCCGUAGGGCAGUGGCAGCUCAGCCAGGACGGAAGCGGAAGUCCAACUGUUUGGGCACUGAUGAGGACUCCCAGGACAGUUCCGACGGGAUUCCGUCUGCUCCUCGCAUGACUGGCAGUCUGGUGUCUGACCGAAGCCACGACGACAUAGUGACCCGGAUGAAGAACAUUGAGUGCAUCGAGCUGGGCCGGCACCGUCUCAAGCCCUGGUACUUCUCGCCGUACCCGCAGGAGCUCACCACGCUGCCCGUCCUCUACCUCUGCGAGUUCUGCCUCAAGUACGGCCGCAGCCUCAAGUGUCUGCAGCGGCACCUGACCAAGUGUGACCUGCGACACCCCCCUGGCAACGAGAUCUACCGCAAAGGCACCAUCUCCUUCUUUGAGAUCGAUGGCCGCAAGAACAAGAGUUACUCCCAGAACCUGUGUCUCUUGGCCAAGUGCUUCCUCGACCACAAGACUCUGUACUACGACACGGACCCGUUCCUCUUCUACGUCAUGACCGAGUAUGACUGCAAGGGCUUCCACAUCGUGGGCUACUUCUCCAAGGAGAAGGAGUCCACAGAAGAUUACAACGUGGCCUGCAUCCUGACGCUGCCUCCCUACCAGCGCCGGGGCUACGGCAAGCUGCUCAUCGAGUUCAGCUACGAGCUCUCCAAGGUGGAAGGGAAGACGGGGACGCCCGAGAAGCCCCUCUCGGACCUUGGCCUCCUGUCCUACCGAAGCUACUGGUCACAGACCAUCCUCGAGAUCCUGAUGGGGCUCAAGUCGGAGAGCGGGGAGAGGCCGCAGAUCACCAUCAACGAGAUCAGCGAGAUCACCAGCAUCAAGAAGGAGGACGUCAUCUCCACGCUGCAGUACCUCAACCUCAUCAACUACUACAAGGGCCAGUACAUCCUCACGCUGUCGGAGGACAUCGUGGACGGGCACGAGCGCGCCAUGCUCAAGCGGCUCCUCCGCAUCGACUCCAAGUGUCUGCACUUCACGCCCAAGGACUGGAGCAAGAGGGGCAAGUGGUGACCACGACCCGCGCGGCCCAGCCCACAGCGGAGGGCGCCGGACACCCGGGGCGGGGCCGCGGGACGGAGGGUGGCCGCCCGAAAACUUGCUUUGUGCGACACGAGCCGAGCCGGGGCGGGCUCUCGGACCCCCGCCCCAGCAAUAAAAGGUUUCUGCGGGCCAGAGCCCCCGGUGCCCACAAACUCA
Messenger RNA from Erinaceus europaeus (western European hedgehog), 1983 nucleotides. It is a transcript of the gene KAT5, whose product is annotated as lysine acetyltransferase 5. The transcript has 13 exons. Gene Ontology annotation, molecular function: histone acetyltransferase activity. Gene Ontology annotation, biological process: regulation of DNA-templated transcription. Bases 157 to 1797 code for a protein of 546 amino acids. NCBI's taxonomy places the organism in Eukaryota, Metazoa, Chordata, Mammalia, Eulipotyphla, Erinaceidae. The record is from RefSeq and is a predicted model, not a curated record.